GCGUCUCGUCAAUAGUACCUCGGUCAUUCGCGCGUUCGGCCGCGUGACAAAUUGCCCUUUUAUCAUAAUACAUAUAUUUGAAAAGCCAAAACAGACCGAGUCUCAGAGCCAAGUGGUUUUUUUUGUUUGUCGCCUGCAUAAAACUACCCCACUAUUUUAUUUAUAUAAGUUUAUAUAAAUUUUCGAGCACGAAAUAAUAAUAGUAAAGAUAUUAUUUUUUUUUAAUCAAAAAGCCGCCGAAAAAACACGUCGAUCGAUCGAAUAGUAAUUAUAAUCGAUACAUAGUAAACAAAGCCGCGUAGCAAAAAAAUUAUUGUUUUUUUAUGUAAAUCGUGUACUAGUCUCGCUGUGCUUUCAGCAAAUUUCUGUGUAUGUGAGUGUGUGUGUGUGAUAAUAAUCGAUUACGUAUAUAUAGGAGCGCAUCGCCGCGCGUUAUAUUCGUAGAAAUUCGUCGAUUACAAUAAUUGUAUAUUUUUGAGUGUCUCCUCGUGCGUGUAUCAGUGUUAGUGUAUAAUUGUACAAAUAAAAAAAAAUCAAAAUUAAACCGCUAAAAAAUCUACAAAAAAAAAUAAACAAAAAUUAAGUGUAUCAGUGUAUUGUAAAUAACAAAAAAAUAAAUCGCGAUAGCUCGUGCGCGAACGACAACGAGUGCGUACGUUGCGUAUCGUGCAUCGUGCGGAGUGAAAUUAUAUAAAAAAAAUUAUAUAUCCAUCCGAUAUCCGAAGCUGGAGUAACUCUCGAUCGUCCAUCGUAGUUCCGAGUAUCCGCCGAUUUAUGCGUGUAUUAUCUCUGUAAACGUGUGUCCCCGUGAAAAUCGUAAUAACAAUUUUUCGUGUAUGUGAAAUUGAUCCGUAUCGUCUACGUAAGUGUGUGUGUAAUCGUGCGUUCGUAAACACACACAUACAAGUUGGCCCCCGCGCACGCGUUCAUCGAGUCGCCGUCGUCGUCGCCGUCGAGAAUUUCAACUUUGCCCCCCCGUACAUCGCGCGAAAAUUUUCUCGCGCGUGCGUGUGUGUGUAUUGUAUGAAAAACACAGCGGUGCCGUGACCUUGCGCGAGUGAAAGUGUGCGAAAACUUGUACGUAUGUGUGUGUGUGUGUGUGUGUGUAGCCGUCGUCUACCUGUGUUUCUCGUUUUGUGUGUACAUAAUAUAUAGAUAUUAUUAUCUCGUGUAAGUGCGCGCGAAACAUAAAAUCGUGCGCCCCGUCUGCGUGUAUCGUGUCCCCAGUGAUGUAAAUUAGUGUUUAUUUAUAUGUAUUGUCUAGUACGUGGCUGCUUGUACAUCUAUCUAUCGUUAUAUUUAUACAUCAUCGUUCGUUGUGUGAAUAUUAUCCGAUUGAGAAUGUGGCAUCAGCAGCAGCAAAAGCAACACCAUCAGCAGCAGCAGCAGAGGCAGCAGAGGCAGCUGCAGCAACAGCAUUCGCUGGAGUCGUCGUCGUCAGAGCAGCAACAACAGAUGCAAGUGCCACAGCAGUUGCGCGCCAGCAACAGCAGCAUCAACACCAGCAGCAGCAACAACAACAAUGGCAACGGCAGCGGUGGCGAAGGUGGAAACGCCAAUAAGAGCCACGGCAAGAGCAACGGCAAAAGCAAAGGCAAUAACAAAGGCAACAGGCAGCAGCAGCAGCAGCAUCAACAGCAGCAGCAGCAACAGCAGCAGCAGCAACAACACCAUCAUCAUCAGCGCGACCAGCCGAACGAUAUCUACUACUGCUACUGCUUCCUAGGACCCAGGGACCCUAGCGUUAUGCUGUCUCUGACGAACGGCGGCAGCAAAUCGAUGCGACACCAGCAUCAGCACAGUUCCAAGCAUCAGCAUCAUCGGCAUCAGUGCAAUCAUCAUGAAAAUCAUCAACAGCACCAGCACCAGCAUCAUCAUCAGAGCCACCAUCAUAAUAAUUAUAAUUAUAAUUACAAUCAGCAGCAGUAUCAACAACAGAUGCAGGAGCAGCAUCAGCGCUCGAUGGCGCUGAGACACGCCAUGACCAAGGAACUGGUCGAGACCCUCAGACGGCAGGGAAUUUACGAGACGUCGGAGGAGACCAACCGACGCAAACUGGUUCACGCAAAACUCAACUUGCUGGUGAAGAUGUGGAUCAGGGACGUGAGCCUGUCGCACGGCAUGCCCGCGGAAGUGGCCGAGGGCUGCGGCGGCCACGUGGAGACCUUCGGCUCGUACAGGCUCGGCGUGCAUCAUCGCGGCUCCGACAUGGACGCGCUGUGCGUCGUGCCGCGCCACGUCACGCGCUCCGACUACUUCGGCUCGUUCGUCAAGCUGCUGAGGACCGAGAUCGAGAUCACGGACAUAAGGACGAUUGAAAAAGCCUACGUACCCGUGCUGAAAAUGAAGUUCAGCGGUAUCGAUAUCGAUCUGCUGUUCGCGAGACUGGAACUCGAAGUGAUACCUCCCAAAUUGGAUCUCAAGGACAACUCGCUGCUGGCCACGCUCGACACCAAGUGCGUGAGGAGCCUGAACGGCUGCCGCGUCACCGACCAGAUCCUCUCGCUCGUGCCCAACGUCGACACGUUCAGGCUGACGCUGCGCGUCGUGCGCCUCUGGGCCAAGCGCAACAACAUCUACAGCAACAUCCUCGGCUUUCUCGGCGGCGUCAGCUGGGCCAUCCUCGUCGCCUACACCUGCCAGCUCUAUCCGCAGCACGAUCCGGCCCUGCUCAUUAGGGAGUUCUUCCGGCUGUUCUCGCGCUGGAACUGGCCGACCCCGGUCUGUCUGCGCCCCCCGGAGCAGGUCAACUUUGGCUUCCCGGUCUGGUUCAACAACAACAACAACAACAACAACAACAACAGCAACAACAACAACAACAACAACGGAGGCCACAGCGUCGUUGGAGUCAGCGGCGGCAGCAGCAGCGAAUUCGGCUACCAGGAGCGCGAGGCGCUCAUGCCCAUCAUCACGCCCUGCUAUCCGGAGCAGAACACCACGUACAACGUGUCGAGGUCGUCGCGUCGGGUCAUCGUCGAGGCGUUCGAGCGCGGCUACGCGACCAUCAGCGCCAUACUCGACAAUCAGGCGCCGUGGGACACGCUUUUCGAGCCCGUCGUCUUUUUCGGCCGCUACAGGGAGCACGUGACCGUAUUCGCCAACAGCACGACCAAGCACAAGCAUCUGCUGUGGUGCGGUUUCAUCGAGGCCCGAAUACGCCAUCUCAUAGAGCGAUUGGAGCGACACAAGUGUAUCAGCGUUGCUCACGUCCACUCGGAAUCAUACAGUCCGCCGGCUCUGCUCGGGAACCAGGGCUACUGCUCGGUCUGGUACAUCGGUCUGGCCUUCGACAAAGAAGACGUCGAAGUCAAUCUUCAGCACGACUUGCAACGAUUUACCGAAAUAACGAAAGCUCAAGCUGAACAGAUCAAACUAUUCAAAGCGGACAUGGAUUUAACUGCCAUACACACGAAACGCAGCAACAAUAAAGAGAAGCUCGUUCAGCAUGACCAACAGAACGACGACAACUACAAUAAUAAUAAUAAUGAUGAUACCGUGGCCGACACUACCGCGUACCAUACGUAGAAGGGCAACGAACGAGAGAAGAAGGACAUCAUUAUUAUUAUUUAUUUUUUUUUUUACAAAUUCGUAUGUAAUCGUGACGCUUAUUAUAUAAUAUUAUUAUCUU
Molecule: messenger RNA, 3628 nt
Organism: Trichogramma pretiosum
Lineage: Eukaryota; Metazoa; Arthropoda; Insecta; Hymenoptera; Trichogrammatidae
Product: poly(A) polymerase beta-like
Exons: 6
Coding region: 1252-3525 (757 amino acids)
Cellular component (GO): nucleus
Molecular function (GO): poly(A) RNA polymerase activity; RNA binding
Source: RefSeq, a predicted model, not a curated record